ACUAGCAUAACUAUAGCCCUGUUCCGAGACUGCCUUGAGAAAAAAAGAGAAUGGAAUCCUUGCAAACCACCUCCAUUCCAAGUGACCAAGCACCAUCAAUGAAGCACAGCAAACGAGGAGGAUGGACUACCUUCCCUUUCAUUAUAGGAGCUGUGAUGGGUCUUACACUAGCAGCCGGAGGGGGGUCAGCGAAUUUGAUAGUAUUUUUGGUAACUGUAAUGAACAUAAAGAGCAUUAAUGCUACUCAAAUCAAUAAUAUUGUAAUUGGUUGCUACAGUCUCUUUCCCGUUGCUGGGGCUGUCAUUGCUGACUCUUUCUUCAGCUCCUUCUAUGUCGUUAGUGUUUUCGCCUUUGUUUCUUUACUGGGCUUGAUCAUGCUAACUCUAGCAUCUACAAUCCAUUCCUUGAGACCCCCAACAUGUGUGAUUGGUUCACUUGCUUGCGAAGCCCCAUCAAAGCUUCAAUAUGCAGUACUCUACUUGGCGCUAGCAUUAGCUUCCUUAGGAGUAGGAGGCACACGCUUCACGUUAUCGGCUAUGGGAGCAGACCAAUUCAAUAAGCCAAAUGAGCAAGGAACUUUCUUUAGUUGGUAUUUCUUCACCCUGUACCUCGCCAGUGCCAUAAGCUUGACGGCUAUCAUCUACGUUCAGGAUAGUGUGAGCUGGGGAUUAGGGUUUGGCAUUGGUGUUGUUGCUAAUGCCAUUGGAUUAGCCGUGUUUUUGUUGGGAAAAAGGUUUUAUUGCCAUACCAAGCCCAAGGGAAGUCCCUUUGUAGGCAUUGCUCGUGUUUUGGUUGCAGCUAUUAGAAAAAGAAGGAAACUGGAAACUUUUCAAAGCCAGGGUUAUUUUCACGGAGACAACACAAAGGCGAUUAGCAGUCCAACUGAAAGUCUCAGAUUCUUCAAUUGGGCAGCACUAAGAUAUGAAGAUGACCGAAAAUCAGACGGCUCCUAUUCAAGUUCUUGGUGGCUAUGUACAGUGGAGGAAGUUGAGGAUCUCAAGACCCUGAUCAAAAUCAUGCCACUGUGGUCUAGCGGUAUCUUAUUGAGUACUACUAUAGCUAUUAUUAACAGCCUAGCAGUCCUCCAAGCCCUAACCAUGGACAGGCACCUUGGGCCGCACUUCAAAAUCCCAGCUGGGUCAUUCCUGGUAUUUAGCAUUUUAGCCACAGCACUCUCAAUUUCCAUCAUUGAUCGUUUCUUGCUCCCAAUGUGGAAAAAUUUGACUCGAAGAUCACUGAAACCCCUCCAACAAAUAGGUAUUGGCCAUGUCAUUAACAUAUUCGCCAUGGUGGGAUCUGCCUUGGUGGAGACAAGGAGGCUUCGUGUGGUUCGAACCCAUCACCUUAACGGUCAACCACCCGGCUCAGUCGUGCCGAUGUCAGGUCUCUGGCUUGUGGUCCCGUUACUCGUGAUCGGCGUUGGUGAAGCUUUUCAUUUUCCAGGACAAGUUGCCUUGUAUUACCAAGAAUUUCCCACGUCGCUAAGAAGCACUUCUACUGCUAUGAUAUCACUGUUAAUUGCGAUUGGAUAUUACCUAAGCACAGCAAUAAUCGAUUUGGUACGCCGGUCUACAGGAUGGUUGCCUGAUAACAUCAACGACGGGAGAUUAGAUUAUGUAUUUUGGUUGUUGACGGCGAUAGCGUUCGUGAACUUUGGGUACUACCUGUUAUGUACCAAGUUUUUCAAGUACCAGAACACUGAGAAUCAUGAGAGUGAGGCUUCUGCUUAGUGGGCUGCUCUGAUUUAAAUGGGCUGGUCUUGUCUGUAAUGUUUGAAUUGUGACGUUGCUUUCUAAUAGGCCUAAGCUUGUUAAUUGAA
Messenger RNA from Populus nigra (black poplar), 1819 nucleotides. Its product is annotated as protein NRT1/ PTR FAMILY 2.7-like. Gene Ontology annotation, biological process: transmembrane transport. The transcript is spliced from 4 exons. Gene Ontology annotation, cellular component: plasma membrane. The record is from RefSeq and is a predicted model, not a curated record. Bases 51 to 1730 code for a protein of 559 amino acids. Gene Ontology annotation, molecular function: transmembrane transporter activity. NCBI's taxonomy places the organism in Eukaryota, Viridiplantae, Streptophyta, Magnoliopsida, Malpighiales, Salicaceae.